AUGUUCAACAAAUGCAUGGAAUUGCAUGUUGAUAACAAAUGGCUAAUGCAAAAUUGUUUUGUCUUAGCUGCAGUAACCGGAGGAUACAGCAAAAACCAUUGUGAAAAUAGUUUGAAAUGUAUUUUGGAAUCGAAGUAUUUUUCAAGUGUAGGAGGAAUAUUGAUUAAUGGUCUUCAAGCAAAUGGACCAUUUAAUGAAAAUCUUUGCAAUGAUGAUUUUUAUAAAAUCAUAGAAUAUGUAAUUUCAAAUUCACCACCUUCAUUACUACGGUCUGUUAGUGGUUCCUUUCCACCAAUAAUUAUUAUGAAAUUAAUAUCUCUGGGAAUUGAUGUUUUCGACACAAGUUAUGCAAAUAAUGCUACAGAAAGAAAUUGUGCCUUAACAUUCAGUUUUGAACCCAAAAAUCAAAAUGGGAAUGAAGCAGAAUAA
Molecule: messenger RNA, 429 nt
Organism: Ctenocephalides felis (cat flea)
Lineage: Eukaryota; Metazoa; Arthropoda; Insecta; Siphonaptera; Pulicidae
Product: queuine tRNA-ribosyltransferase accessory subunit 2-like
Exons: 3
Coding region: 1-429 (142 amino acids)
Molecular function (GO): pentosyltransferase activity
Source: RefSeq, a predicted model, not a curated record